UCGCGCAUGCGCAGUGGGUUCUUCCUGCUCAGACGGAAGGACGUUGUGAGAGGGGUACUCCUGCGACCUUCUUCAUUCGAGGCGCUUCUCUCUCUCUCCUCGCCAUGAAGAUCUGGACCUCGGAGCACACCUUCGACCAUCCCUGGGAGAUGGUUACAACAGCUGCUAUGCAGAAAUAUCCAAAUCCCAUGAACCCCAGUGUGGUUGGAGUUGAUGUCCUCGACCGGCAUGUAGAUCCCAGUGGAAAGUUACACAGCCACAGACUGCUCAGUACAGAAUGGGGGAUGCCAUCAAUUGUAAAAUCGCUUAUUGGGGCUUGUAGAACAAGAACAUAUGUACAAGAACACUCCGUAGUUGAUCCAGUGGAAAAAGUAAUGGAGCUCAAGUCUACUAAUAUUUCAUUUACAAAUCUGGUGUCAGUAGAUGAGAGACUAAUUUAUAAACCACACCCUCAAGAGCCAGAAAAAACCAUUUUGACUCAAGAAGCAACAAUUUGUGUGAAAGGAGUUAGUGUCAGCAGUUACCUAGAAGGAUUAAUGGAAAACACAAUAUCUUCUAACGCUAAGAAAGGACGUGAAGCAUUGGAAUGGGUGAUCAACAAACUGAAUGCUGAAAUAGAGGAAUUCACUUCUUCUGCAAGAGGAAACAUGCGGUCUCCUAUGGCAGCGGCAGCCUUUGUAGAAAAAUAAUACAGAGCUAUAUCUGCCUACAUCAGUGAUUUGUCCCAAGUGUCUGAAGUGAACAACUGCAUACUUCCUCAAAGCUGGAAAUAUUUAUUCUUCUGUUUGUUUAAUGAAAGCAAAUCUAUAGAUUAGAUGUUUACAUUAAACUUGGAGAGACGUUACACACAUCUGUACUUGAAGGUAAUAUGUGCGACUGAGUUCUGUUGGGCUACACAUUCCUUUUAACUGAAAUAAUCCAAGCGUUCAUGACAAUUCCUGUAUCUUCAGGAGUCAGUCUUAAACUUCCAUCCUAUAAUGGGACUUCUAGUACAGCAAGCUGAGGAAGGCCAAUCUGUUCUUGGUUCCUACUUUGAUAAAAUUCAGACAUACCUGGAUUCAUCUACUUCUGGGCUCUUCCCUGAAUGAAGCAGAAUUUUUCUGGGCACAAUAGUUCAGGCAGCUAGUAAUAAGAUGUCAGUGAAAAAAGCAGUGUAUUACUUGAAAUACAAUUUAUACUAAUUUUUUGUUACAUGCUGCUGUCAUGAAUGUUAUGCUUUGCUGACAUGGAAAGUGCCAUGCUUUAUUUUGAGAAAUCAAGCAACUAAAUAUUUCCAGUAGCCACGUUCUGAAUUUUCAAAAAAUUAAUGAUUAUAUAAUGGGAGAAUGGGAAUUUCCACCAUUUUGUAGAUUCUCUGCUUAGAAAAAGGUACUAUAAUAAUAGUUGAAUGAAAUUUGCUGACAUUCUGAUUUGGUUUGGUACUUUGAGGAACUGGAAUUCAUAUAAAAGAAUAUACUUUCAAAUAACUUGGAAAUGAGUAUUUUAUUGUUACAUUAAUUGCAUAAUUAUGAUUUAUAUGUGUUUUUUUUUAUCAAGCCCUCAAACAUCUGCAAUUUCUUAAAUGGUACUUUGUGUUCUUUUGCUUCUAAAGAAAAGAACGUAAUAGAUGGCUUGAUUUUGUCACAAAGUAACCUUGAAUUCCAUUGCUAAAAUGAUGGCUAGAUUCCAGCAUUCUUCUCUCCCCUCAAAUUUCUUCAUAGAAAAAUCUGUAGAAAAGGUUAGCACAGAAGUAACAUUUACUUUAAUGAGACUUUUUAAUCGUUUCCUCAGAAUAUUACACCAAAUGGUGAGAGACCUUGUGGACUACAGGUACAUUUUGAAAUCUCCUAAUUCUGUUGAUUUUUCUCAGUUUUUUAUGCAUGUAGUUUUCUUUGCUCCUUAAGAAUGAUCUGAUGGGGAGACAUGUGGAUAUGCCUAAGCUUACAAAUGUUUACUAAUGUAUUUAAAUUUUAACUAUUUUUCUACAUGGGUUAAACUUUGUCUUUAUUGAGUUUGUAAAAGCAAUGUAAAAUAUUAAUACCUGGUGCUUUUUACAUACUGAAAAUGUUAAUUUAAUUAAACUAUUACAGAUGUUUGAUAUUGAAAA
Messenger RNA from Sceloporus undulatus (fence lizard), 2086 nucleotides. It is a transcript of the gene PRELID3B, whose product is annotated as PRELI domain containing 3B. The coding region runs from base 105 to 689 and encodes 194 amino acids. The transcript has 6 exons. Lineage: Eukaryota; Metazoa; Chordata; Lepidosauria; Squamata; Phrynosomatidae. Gene Ontology annotation, molecular function: phosphatidic acid transfer activity. Gene Ontology annotation, cellular component: mitochondrial intermembrane space. The record is from RefSeq and is a predicted model, not a curated record. Gene Ontology annotation, biological process: phospholipid transport.